Molecule: messenger RNA, 1326 nt
Organism: Lachancea lanzarotensis
Lineage: Eukaryota; Fungi; Ascomycota; Saccharomycetes; Saccharomycetales; Saccharomycetaceae
Gene: RPN5
Product: LALA0S05e08328g1_1
Exons: 1
Coding region: 1-1326 (441 amino acids)
Cellular component (GO): proteasome regulatory particle, lid subcomplex; nuclear proteasome complex; cytoplasm
Source: RefSeq, a predicted model, not a curated record
AUGUCCAGAGAUGCUCCUUUGAAAGCGGAAAAGGACUAUACCGAAAUUUUGGGUGAAGAGCUGCCCAAAAUUAGCGUUUUGGCACAAAAUGAUGUGGAAGGUGCUGUGAAUCAAUUGCUGGUCUUGGAAAAAAAGACUCGCCAGGCGUCAGAUCUGGCUUCCUCCAAGAGAGUCGUUGGUGAGCUAGUGGAUUUGCUGGCUUCGAAAAACCAAUGGGAAAGUUUGAAUGAGCAAUUAGCUUUGCUAGCUAAGAAGCAUGGGCAGCUGAAAUUAUCGGUGCAGUUUAUGAUUCAGCGUAUCAUGGAAAAACUGGAUGAUAUCACCGACCGUGAUACCAAGGUGAGCGUUAUUGAAGCUAUUCGUACCGUCACAGAGAACAAAAUAUUCGUUGAAGUGGAAAGAGCCCGUAUAACGCGCAUAUAUUCUCGCAUAUGCAGAGAGGAGGGAAAGACAGAUGAGGCCACAGACUUGUUAUGUUCUUUACAAGUGGAAACUUUUGGAUCAAUGGAAAUGUACGAGAAAAUAGGCUUUAUUCUUGAGCAGAUGGAACUGAGCAUCCUGAAAGGCGACUUUCCACAGGCAACAGUGCUUUCGAGAAAGAUUUUAAAGAGGACUUUCAAAAAUGAAAAAUAUGAGUCUUUGAAACUUGAAUAUUUCAACCUUUUGAUCAAAAUCGGUUUACACAAAUCAGACUAUCUGCAAGUGGCGCAGUACUACCAAGAAAUUUACAACACAGAGUCGAUCCGGGCAGACGAUGCCAGCUGGAAGUACGCCUUAACCCAUGUUGUCAUGUUCCUUGUGCUGACCCCAUACGACAAUCUUCAAAGUGAUUUGAUUCAUAAGAUUCAGCUCGACAACAAUCUGAAAAAAUUGGAAAAACCAGAAUCACUGGUCAAACUGUUUACUACCGCUGAAUUAAUGAGAUGGCCUAUCGUUAAAGAGAGCUACGAAAAGUUUUUGGACGCAGAUGACGUAGCUUUCGGCUCUCACACCAACCAUUGGGAUGACCUCCGCAAGAGAGUCAUUGAACACAAUUUAAGGGUCGUUUCCAAAUAUUACACGCGCAUCAAUCUGUCCAGGUUAAAUGAGCUUUUGGAUCUCACGGAGGCAGAGACUGAAAGAUUCAUCAGUGAUUUGGUCAAUCACGGUGUAAUUUACGCCAAAAUUAAUAGACCGGCCAAAAUAGUAAAUUUCGGGAAACCCAAGAACUCGAGCUCUUUGCUUAAUGAAUGGUCCUCAAACGUCGACCAGUUACUGGAACAGAUAGAAACUAUUGGCCAUCUCAUUACGAAAGAAGAGAUCAUGCAUGGAAUGAAAGCGACUUGA